Molecule: messenger RNA, 1287 nt
Organism: Fonsecaea erecta
Lineage: Eukaryota; Fungi; Ascomycota; Eurotiomycetes; Chaetothyriales; Herpotrichiellaceae
Exons: 1
Coding region: 1-1287 (428 amino acids)
Source: RefSeq, a predicted model, not a curated record
AUGGAGCGGCUCAGCACAUUCAUUCACAAAUUGCCUGGAAAGCUCUCAGGUAUCUCCUAUUUCUGGAUCGAUACUCUCUGCAUUCCGGCAUAUGGGAAGAAUCAACCGGAAUUGAGACGUGUUGCGAUUUCAAAAUUGAGGGACACUUACGCAAAUGCCACGGCCAUUCUCGUGUUGGAUUCUUGGCUUCUUUCGAGCAAAAUUGCUUCGAGGCAUGAUGUGGACAUUCUCACCCAAAUAUUUGCUUCACACUGGAAUCGCAGACUAUGGACAUUCCAAGAAGGGGCUCUUGCGAAGUCACUCUACGUUCAAUUCGCUGAUGGGGCGUAUGAUGUCGACCGAGGUGUGAAACGCCUCGAACUCAUGCAAGAUCUAACCCUGGAAUAUACCUUGAAGCCUCCAGUAUUUGCACGCUACUUCUCGCUCCGUGGCUUCAAAAGAUCUGCCAGAGGAUGCUCUAUGGCCGUAAAACUUUCGGCACUGUUUGCUGCAUUCCGACAUCGACAAACAAGCAAUCCCUCCGACGAGGCCAUCUGUCUUGCUACACUUCUUGAACUUCCAAUUGAAGAGAUUCUAUUAGCUCCAAAGGAGGAAAAAAUGGAACUUAUGUGGAGACUGGUCACCAGAGUUCCACGAGACUUUGUCUUCUAUACCGGAGAUACCUUCGAACAAAAAGGGCUUCGUUGGGCACCCCGUACCCUUUUACGAUCGGAAUCCAACUACAGAGGUUUUGAGGAAGCUUUUGCCAUGACUGACAUGGACUGGGGAGAUCGUAUGCCUUGGGCGGAGCCUACUCAAAAUGGCCUAAAAGCUUGGUUGCCUGGACUAAUAUUUGUUUCGAUAAAAAUUUCGAUGGCAGCUUCCAUUUACUUGGAAGACGAAUCUGGAAUUGUGUAUCGCUUUGUUCCGACAGGUUCACAGAGAGAAAUUUCUGGCCCCAGAUCGAAACCAGAGAGUGGCGGAUUCUGUUCACAUUUCUAUCCCUCCUACGGUCUGGUCGCAUUCAUUCUAAAUUCUGAGGAGCCGAAUAUGUUAGAAGCUGGUCUCUGUCACCAAGGCCUUUUGGUUGCAAUACAGAAAAGCAAGCCCGAGUUCAUAUCGGCGAGGAAACUAUGCAAUGGAUAUUGUGUAAGGACGAGCUCAGAUGGCGGCAGUGGUGAACUCGGGAUGUUGAGCAAGAUCGAACCCAGUAGCCGAAACCUUGCCGGGCUCAAAAACCCCAACAAGAUCUCUUCAGCUGUUGCUGCGAGAUGGACCAAGCGAAACACAUGCUGGGUAGUGGACUAG